UGCGUGCCGCCUUUCCACCUCCGCCGCUGCCUCUAUACCUCUCCACUCUCACUCCGCUGCUCGGGGCUUUUCUCAUUGCCCGUGGUGCUACUGCUCCUAUUGCUGCUACUGUCGCUUCAGUCGAUGCUGCCCUUCUGUGUGGGCGCUGCAAGUCUUUAUUGUUCGUAUGGGCUUCCUUUUCUGAGAUCUCUGGUUUCCGUAGUUCAACCUCCGAUCCUGAGCGUGCAGUUGUUGUGUAUCGUUGUUUGUAGAUCAGAACCCUCAUUAGAUGGAUCCUGGUAGCGCAACCUCCUUCAUGGACAUCCACUAUCAGAAGCAGUACAGUGUAGUUCAUGAAACAGUUGAGCAGUUCAAGGUUGUGGGCUCAUACCCUACAGAGGAGGAGGCAUUAACCGCUGCGCUGGACUGCCAGAUCGACGUCUUCAAAACUAUUAAAGCUCAAGUUCUAGUACAAGUGAGACAAUCAUUCCCUGAGAAGCCUUUGGCAUGGCAACUUCGAAUGCUCCAAGAUGCAAUGGAAUCGUAUUUCCUUGAUGUAGGGUUUGAAUCUUUGUCGGGCUACUUCACGGUCACGGAUCAGCCUAUCACGGACGUUGCUCCGAAGAAGAGGAAGAUGGCGACCACGCCAAGAUGCGAGUCGAAGCUGGCGAAGUCUAAUACCAGAUGUGGCAUCGCAAGCACUACCGCAUUGAAAACCAUGUCUAGAUAUAUGCACCAGACCUCGCCAUUCGGUAUGUCCUAAGAGUAUAAUCUAAGUGGCAAUGUGAAUCUAGAUCUGGUCUAUUCUUUUCGUGAAGAAGUUUUCUGGACAUGGAAGGCAAGUCUUCCUGGCUCCUGCCCAAGUCGACGAUAGAGACAGUUGCAGAGUAGCUGUGUUUCUUUUAUUUUGUUUGGGAUUCGGACCUCCGAGAAUGUGUAUCUGAUCCAGCUUAUCGACAGCACAUGAGGUGCCGUGUAGUAAGCUCUAAAUUUUUUAGAAGUUACGGAAUUAACUCCAGAGUAAUGAGAUUAAUCUUACUUCCACCCGGUUUCACUCUCUGUGUCUUGCAUACCCUGGAAAUGGCCGUUUUGGUUCAUACUCGGAUGCAGGAGAAGCACUGAGUUUUGAGUGAAUCUGCCUAACUCUCGACUAUGCAUUACAUAAAUUUACAAGUUCCAUA
Physcomitrium patens is the source of this 1160-nucleotide messenger RNA. RefSeq lists its product as uncharacterized. The record is from RefSeq and is a predicted model, not a curated record. Lineage: Eukaryota; Viridiplantae; Streptophyta; Bryopsida; Funariales; Funariaceae.